Molecule: messenger RNA, 672 nt
Organism: Symbiodinium sp. CCMP2456
Lineage: Eukaryota; Dinophyceae; Suessiales; Symbiodiniaceae
Source: the annotation of a GenBank genome assembly
AUGCAGACGACACGCAUCAGCCCAAACAGCAUUAGUUACAAGGCUGCCAUUGGGGCCUGCGGCCGUGCUGAAAACUGGCAAGUGGCAAUGCAUCUCUUCCGGGAAAUGCCGAGGGCUGCCAUUACUCCGAAUGUGAUUAUUUACAACACCACCAUCACUGCUGCUGAGAAGGCCGGGGUAUGGCCAUGGGCACUGGCACUUUUCCAUGAGAUCAAUGCCGUCAACCUGCAGCCCAACAUCAUCAGCUACAGCGCCACAAUCAGCGGUCAGUGGCAGAUGGUAUGCCAGAUUUUCGAUCAGAUUUGCGAAGCCAACUUUUCUCCAGAUGUUUAUACGUACAAUGCAGCCAUAGGUGCAUGCACGCGAAGCGGGGAGUGGCAGCUUGCCCUCCACUUCUUUGCACGCAGCACGGACCUGAAUUCGGCCAGCGUGAAUGCUGUGCUCACUGCAGCUGGGGAACGAGAUGCAGGCAUGAGAACAUCCGAGAAGGAGCACCAGAUUUACCCUAGGCUGCUGGCAAAGGCCGUGGACAUUCUGGAUCUCCACGAUUGUAACUCCGAGGCGGCGACGCUGGCAGUUCGAUGGUGGCUCUCACAGGUGGUCCUUCCGAUUCUCUUGAACUACGGAGACCGCAACUUCAUCCUCGUCACGGGCUGGGGGCGGCCUGGCUGA